This is a messenger RNA of Pyrenophora tritici-repentis Pt-1C-BFP, 946 nucleotides long. Its product is annotated as transcription factor, protein eukaryotic MBF1. Lineage: Eukaryota; Fungi; Ascomycota; Dothideomycetes; Pleosporales; Pleosporaceae. Gene Ontology annotation, cellular component: nucleus. Gene Ontology annotation, molecular function: DNA binding. The record is from RefSeq and is a predicted model, not a curated record.
AUCGCGGCCCUGCAUCACUUUGGGCCUCUAUAGUCUACAUAAGCAAAAGCUGAAUCCACUCGACUUAACCGCCCUUCGACUCCAAAUCACUUCCCACCACUUUACAUCAACUUUUCUUACCGCCUGACAGAUCGACAAGCAAACGCCGAAUACAAAAAGAUCGCGCCCCGCCCUCCGCACACGACACCGUCUCACUCAGCCUUCAUAACUACAACACCACCUCAUAAAAACCCCCAAACACAUUCAAUAUGUCUGACGACUGGAACUCUGUCACCAAGAUUGGUAGCCGCACUCGUGGCGGCGCCGCUGCACCCCGCGAGACUGUAGUCAAGGGCAAGUCAGCACUGAACGCGGCCCAGCGAAGCGGUGCUGUCAUCGCCACCGAGAAGAAGUUCGCUUCAUCCAACGCCGGCGCUUCCUCAGAAGGUCAACGCCUCACCAAAGUUGACCGCUCCGAUGACAUCGUCAAGCCCAAGACCGUCGGCAUCGUUGUCGGUCAAGCCAUCUCCAAGGCGCGCGCAGAGGCAAAGAACGACAAGGGCACCACGAUGACACAGAAGGAUUUGGCCACAAAGUGCAACAGCACACCCACGAUUAUUGCAGACUUUGAGCGCGGUACUGCGACACCAGACCAGAAGUUGCUAGGGACCAUGGAGCGUGUGCUCAAUGUCGUCCUCCGGGGUGACAAGAUUGGGCAGCCCAAGUUCCCGAACAAGAAGAAAUGAGCGCGUCAUUGCUGACGUCGCAGCUCUGAGCAUAGAAACGUCAGGCUGUGUGAACAAACAUCUUCUGUAUUAGCGGGCUUGGGAUGGGCGUUUGAAGGACAUCACGGUUAGGCACCCGAGGUUGGACAUGAUAGUCGUGGCAACCUAGCCUCUAUUCGGCUCUGAAAUUUGCUCCUGCUGAGCAGCUAUAGACGCUACAUAGAAGCCACCAUUCAUGACCA